Chrysemys picta bellii (western painted turtle) is the source of this 1604-nucleotide messenger RNA. NCBI's taxonomy places the organism in Eukaryota, Metazoa, Chordata, Testudines, Emydidae. The record is from RefSeq and is a predicted model, not a curated record.
GGUUUGAGACACAAAAACACUGAUCCAAUAUCAAUAUGUAAUUUUAUUUCAGAGUGUUGUGCGUUGUCUUUGGCAUCCCAAGCUAAACCAGAUCAUGGUUGGUACAGGAAAUGGAUUGGCUAAAGUAUACUAUGAUCCAGUCAAAAGCCAGAGGGGAGCAAAAUUAUGUGUGGUUAAAACAAAACGAAAAGCCAGACAGGCAGAGACUCUUACACAGGAUUACAUUAUAACACCUCAUGCCCUUCCAAUGUUUCGUGAACCACGGCAACGAAGUACCAGGAAACAGUUGGAAAAGGAUAGGCUGGAUCCCCUGAAAUCUCACAAACCAGAACCUCCAGUAGCAGGACCAGGUCGUGGGGGCCGUGUUGGAACUCAUGGAGGUACAUUGUCAUCAUACAUAGUCAAGAAUAUUGCACUGGAUAAGACUGAUGAUAGCAACCCCCGAGAGGCCAUUUUACGACAUGCAAAGGAAGCUGAGGAUAACCCCUACUGGGUUGCUCCAGCCUAUUCUAAGACUCAACCAAAAGCAGUUUUUGCAGAAGUGGAAUCAGAGGAAGAUGAAACAGACAACAAGCCAGAGUGGAAAAAACGUAAAAUAUGAAGAACUUGAUUUGGGGGAGGGUGACUGUGGAUUCAAAACAAAGUUGAGAGGUUUUCAUUAUGCAAUAAAAGGUUGAAUUCUUUACAAACAGAAAUUCUUUUAAUGCAUUGCACAAUUUCCAAUAAGCCGACCGAAGAUGAUUGUUGUAUUACAUUGGACUAGAAUUGUUGAUCUGCCUUUUGUAAUAAGGAGUUAAUUAUAUUAUGCAAAAAUCUUAUGUCAUUUUCUUAACUUUUGAUUUAUAAAAAAAGUAUUUGUUUUUGUAAUUUUUAACCAGAAUACAUCGUCAAUGAUUAACGAGAAAGAAGCAUUUUACUGUAAUAUUCCAUCUGAGGAUUUUAAGUAAGAACAUAAAAACUGGAGUUUUUCAGGCUUCUUUUAUUUAUUCCAAUAACAUCUAUUAAGCUGUGUAAAAAAGUUAUGAUUUCACAUUUUUUAGGAAUGUCAAUUUAGGAUAAUUCUUAGGCGUCUGGUUUGUUUAGCUGGUGUGUUAAGUUUUGUAAAACAUCCAAUAUUUUCUAGUAUUUAUGGCUUAUCUGAAAUAUGUUUCUUUUGAAUUGUACAGUAUCUCACAGUACUGGUAAAGAUUUUAUUUUAUAAGCCAUAUGGAGUAAGAAUGUACAAUUCUGUAUAUUGUCUGAAUUAAAACAUUGUACACUUGUUACUUUUCUUUUUCUAAUUUUGUAUGGAUUAUUCAAAGUUAAAUAGAUUUUGUUCAAUCCUCCUAACUCUAUUGUUGUAUAUUCAUAAGUAAUAACACUUGAUAAUGCAUGUUUGUUAGUCAAUAUACAGAUAGACUUGGGCUUGCUGAGGUGUAUAGCUGAACUGUGCAUAUAUUGGCUGACAAAGUUACUUUCUAAAGUGUGGUAUUACCUUUAUAAAAUGGUGGUAUUUACCACCAAGUUACUAUGGUAAAUAUUACUAAGUAAACAAGAGAGAGAGAGAUUUAAAAAAACAAAAACAAACCAACUUCUUUAAGGCAAAUAAAGAGGAAGCUAGAUCA